UAUGUUGACAUUCUACGACCAGCGUUGAAAAGAAGCAUAUAAGUAGUGCGCUAGAACCGGUAAAACACAGUGACAUUAAAAUCGUCCCCGAGUCAAGAUGGCUACAUUAGCCUUGCUGGUGUCUGCAGUCACGGGUUUGUUCCUAAUACUCUUGUUGAUGAAAAAUACCGAGGCUGCUGUUAGUUGCGGACCUAACUCUACCCUUUCCAAUUGUACGACGUGCAACGAGCUUUGUAGCGGACGGGUGAGGCCUUGCGCAGAGGUUUGCUCUGACCAAUACGUCGCUUGCAAGUGCGAUCUUGGAUACUACCAAGUCAGUCAAAGUAACGUUACUUGCGUCUCGGAGAGCGAGUGUCCUUCCUAACGCUCACGAAGUAUGUAUCGUGUGUUCCUGAUACAUGGAUUUACAGCUGAAAUAAUGUAUUGUACUUCUUAAUAAAAUCGCUUUCGCUGUAUUGUUA
Neodiprion virginianus is the source of this 461-nucleotide messenger RNA. Its product is annotated as serine protease inhibitor 2-like. The transcript has 3 exons. The coding region runs from base 98 to 364 and encodes 88 amino acids. NCBI's taxonomy places the organism in Eukaryota, Metazoa, Arthropoda, Insecta, Hymenoptera, Diprionidae. The record is from RefSeq and is a predicted model, not a curated record.